AUGACUUAUUAUUCCACAGCUGAAUCAUCCACUAUUCAUGCGAGGCAUCUUUGUGAAAUUCCUCCAAAAGGAAUCCUACUUGGCGAUAUGUUGAAAAAAGGUUGUUUCUGGAUCGAUAUUUUGAAUCCUACAGAUACUGAAAUGAGAACAUUAUGUCAGGCAUUUAGAAUCCAUCCAUUGACUGAGGAAGAUAUCACUAUGGAAGAACAACGUGAAAAAUGUGAUGUGUUUCACAACUAUUACUUUAUAUGUUUCCGAAGUUUUGAACAAGAUCCAUUAUCUCCUAUGUACCUACAACCUCUAGCUCUUUAUAUUGUUGUUUUGAAAGAAGGUGUUUUAUCAUUCCAUUUUCGACCCAUGCCACAUCCGCAUAAUGUGCGCAAACGAAUCAAGCAAUUACGAGAUUAUAUCAAAGUGACUCCAGAUUGGAUUUGCUAUGGUUUAUUGGACGAUAUCACGGACUCUUUUGCACCUUUGAUUAAAUCGAUUGAAUUCGAGGUGGAUUCUAUUGAUGAAUUGGUACUUAUUUUGAAAGAAUCGGAACAAUCAGACAUGCUACGACGUAUUGGUUAUUGCCGUAAACGUGUGAUGGGUCUACUCAGGUUGUUGGUAUCCAAGGCUGAUGUGGUGAAGACAUUGAUUAAACGAGGGGAAACAAAACCAGAAGAUGCUACACGACCAGCUCUAAGUACCGAAGUCUCUCUUUUCCUUGGUGAUGUACAAGAUCAUAUUCUUACCAUGUUACAAUCACUCAAUCACUAUGAAAAAAUAUCAUCACGUUCACAUAGCAAUUAUCUAGCUCAAAUUUCGAUUGAAAUGACACAAACCAACAAUGAAAUUAACGAUAUCUUAUCCAAACUGACGGCGCUCGGUAGUGUAUUAGUGCCUAUGAACCUUGUCACUGGUCUUUGGGGAAUGAAUGUACAGGUGCCUGGACAAAUGACAGAGGUAAUAAAAUAA
Halteromyces radiatus is the source of this 960-nucleotide messenger RNA. RefSeq lists its product as uncharacterized. Gene Ontology annotation, biological process: magnesium ion transmembrane transport; intracellular magnesium ion homeostasis. Gene Ontology annotation, molecular function: magnesium ion transmembrane transporter activity. The record is from RefSeq and is a predicted model, not a curated record. Gene Ontology annotation, cellular component: membrane. The transcript is spliced from 5 exons. Lineage: Eukaryota; Fungi; Mucoromycota; Mucoromycetes; Mucorales; Cunninghamellaceae. The coding region runs from base 1 to 960 and encodes 319 amino acids.